AAUUAAGUUUUAUUUUAUCUUUUUUACGAAAAUAGAUAAUCAUGUGUUAGGUUAAUGUCUUGAUUUUCUUCUUAAAUGAAGUUUGUUGUGUUCUUUUUACGGUUUUAAGAACGCAGGCAACUGAUUCUGAUCCUUAUAGUAUUACAGGGUGUUUGUGCUGUGUGUUUAUUUAUUUAUUUUGAUUUACUGAGUUGAAGUUGAGUUAACUCAGCGCGAUUCUUAAACCCUAGAGUCCAAAUGAAUGAUUAGAUGAAUUGCAAUUCAUGAUUAAUUUGCUGGUCAUCCAGGUACAAAUUGCUGGUGAGUUGUAUUGAUUUUAGAGAGGGGCAGUUUGGGUUGGGGCUGGAAUCUUCUUGUCUUUUAUGGCAAUUUUUUUUUUCUGUCACUGCAAUCAAUUGCCUGCCAUAAGGCAAACAUAACUUGAAUAGAAUAUCAAGUUGUAGAUGAUUGGUUUAACUUUUCCUUAAUGCUUUGAUUAACAUUUUCCACGUAUUGCUAGUAAAAUUCUGGAGGUUGCUGGGAAAAUAUAUAGAGGAGCUUCACAAUUUAUCAGAAAAUCUGUGUUUAGAUGAGCUCUGCUUUCACGAUUUUCUAUUUUAGUGCAUUGAUGUUCACAGGUGGCUGUCUAUGAGUUAUCUGGGUUCGAAGAGUGGAAAUUUUUUUUUUUUUUAGUAAAACAGAUUCCCGGAUUACCUCGUGGAAAAACCUAGUUCAAAGGAAGGGGUAUUUCUAAAAGCAUAAACAACAUUGCCAAGCCAGCUAACCCUGGUGGAAUGGACCAGCAAGGCCAUGGGCAGCCUCCAACAGUAGGCAUGAUUGGAAGGACAGCUCCGGUUCCUUAUGGAAUGGCUUCAUAUCAACCUAACCAGAUGAUGGGACCUUCUGCAACUGGAUCAGUUCAAUCUCCUACUCAACCAGCAGUUCUUGCUGCUGCUUCAGCUCAGCUUGCUCAACACCAACUUGCUUACCAGCACAUCCACCAGCAACAGCAGCAACAGUUGCAGCAACAACUUCAAACUUUCUGGGCAAAUCAGUAUCAAGAAAUUGAGCAGACUGCUGAUUUUAAGAACCAUAGCCUGCCCUUGGCUAGGAUUAAGAAGAUUAUGAAGGCAGAUGAAGAUGUAAGGAUGAUAUCAGCUGAAGCUCCUGUCAUAUUUGCCAGGGCCUGUGAGAUGUUUAUUUUAGAACUGACAUUGCGUUCUUGGAAUCACACAGAGGAGAACAAAAGGAGAACACUCCAAAAGAAUGACAUUGCUGCAGCAAUUACAAGAACUGAUAUUUUUGAUUUUCUGGUUGAUAUUGUCCCAAGGGAGGAUUUGAAAGAUGAGGUGUUAGCAUCAGUCCCAAGAGGGAGUCUUCCAGUUGGAGGUCCACCUGAUGCUCUUCCCUACUAUUACAUGCCACAUCAGCUUGCUCCCCAGGUCUCUGCUCCGGGGAUGACUGUAGGAAAGCCUGUGGUGGAUCAAUCUCUUUAUGGCCAACAGUCUCGCCCUUAUGUGGCACAGCAGAUUUGGCCACAGCAAACACCGCAGCCACCUGAAGAUUCCUGAGCAGGCUAUGUACUGGCUGUAGUUAAAACAUGGAUAAUGCGAGUAAAUUAAAGGUUGAAAAGCUAGGGGUUGAUCAAUUAGUCUUUUAUGCAAGUCAUAACAUGUCAUUUUCUAUAGAUUUUGUUUCUUUAAAUUUCAUCAGUUUCUAAUACUGUCAAGGAUGUGAAUUCAGCUGUUGUGGAUAAUUGGAUUAACUGUAAUCCUUUUGGCAUGUAAAAAAUCAUGGUUUUGGGGUUCA
Messenger RNA from Populus trichocarpa (black cottonwood), 1788 nucleotides. RefSeq names its product nuclear transcription factor Y subunit C-9. Gene Ontology annotation, biological process: regulation of DNA-templated transcription. Gene Ontology annotation, molecular function: protein heterodimerization activity; DNA-binding transcription activator activity, RNA polymerase II-specific; DNA binding. Gene Ontology annotation, cellular component: nucleus. The record is from RefSeq and is a predicted model, not a curated record. The transcript is spliced from 2 exons. Lineage: Eukaryota; Viridiplantae; Streptophyta; Magnoliopsida; Malpighiales; Salicaceae. Bases 774 to 1550 code for a protein of 258 amino acids.